AUGCAUCUGGAAUUGGUCAAGACACUGGGUUGCGUGGUGCUGCGAGGAGACCACGUCGACAACAUCGCUCGGUCAUCACCCCCACCAACAACAUCGGGACCGAGAUAUCCAUACCACGUUACGAUUCUCACAAAAGCCGAAUCUCAACAGCUCAACAAUUCAGUUGACACGCCUCAUCAAAUCAGCAAAAUUGUCGAACGGCUUCUUAGCACACCUCAAUUACUGGAAGACCCAAUCGAUUUAGGUGUUGCGAUACAUGGCUCGACUGGCUUUAACGUGCUCUUCUGGCCUCAAGGCAAUAAUAUCAGACAUCAGUUGGGACUUUCGAACAAGCAAUUCCACAUCACCUUGACAUCUGACGAUAAGCACGACAUCGAUAAGGGCGUCGAUUCCAUCACGCGGUGCAAGACUUUAGACUCAGAUCAUAUAGACUUGAUUGUGCGGAGCUGUGCUACACUGGCGAAGAAGGCUGAACACCAACAUUCGGUACUCGCUUGUGAAUAUCUGGAUACACACCCUGGAAACGUCUCCGCAUUGCUGCGUGCAGCACAGUGCUGUCAUCUGCCACUGGAAGCCAAACGAGCGAUGUGUCUCUAUGCUCAAGCAGCAGAUCUAUUACUACCCGACGGGCGUGAAGCGAUUGUUUCUCAGUGCGUUGCCGCUCUAGUCAGCUGCUCCGAGCAUACUGAGUUCGGAUUGUUCUUCCUCGAUGGCGAAGUCGAGGACUGGAAACACAAUCGGCCUCUCUACUCUGCAUGCCAAAAGGCUUUCCAAAAUCCACAGCUACGCCGCUUGGUCCAGCAACAAAUCACCACAAGUAGGUACCAAGACAUCGAAACCUUGAUUCCAAGUCUACUCUCGCUCGCCUCCAAUCAGGAUGUGUUUACUCCUUUGGAAGGGGAGCUUUACAGGCUACCCAGAUUCUUCAGAUGGCUGCUGCCUUUUCGUCUGGCGGUAAUGAGCACACCACGAUGCAAAGAAGACAUCACGGCAUUAGUAACACAAAAUAUCACGUUAGUGGUGACAUUGACUGAAGAAGAGCCCCUGUCAGCAGAGUGGUUCGCUGACACAUCUUGUCGAAACAUUCUCAUGCCUGUACGCAAUUACAAGGCUCCGACAGUCGAGCAGAUAGACGAGUUCAUCGAGUGUGUUGACAGCUUGCCAAUGGAGGAAGCUGCAUUGGUUCAUUGCGGAGGUGGCAAAGGCCGUGCCGGAACAUUCGCUGCUUGCUAUCUCAUGGCCCGAGGAUUUGGAACUACUGAUACAAGUCAUGAUUCUGAGCAGGCAGUUCGUAUCUUCCCUGGAGACGCAAUCAAACUCUUACGCCACAUGCGACCCGGUAGUAUCGAGACGGCUGAGCAAGAAAGCUUCAUCAGAGAUUACGCACAAUACCUCAUCAGCGGACGUCAGGCAGUACCAGCUCCCGCGACUCCACCGGACAUUCAGGAGUCACAAGCACCACUCGAGCUUGAAGGGAAGCUACCCAAAGCCCCUUCCAUUAUUGUUUGCUGUGGCGUACCUGGCUCUGGUAAGAGCACUUUUGCAUCACAUCUUACAAUACUUGGGUACACUGUCAUAUCUCAAGACGAGCUGGGUAGUCGCACGGCUUGCUUGAAUGCUUUAUCCAAUGCCAUGAACAGCGGCCGCAAGAUACUCAUUGAUAGAUGCAACCCAUACGUCGAAGACAGAGAACAGUGGUUGGCACAUGCAUUCCAUCCAACCAACGCACUAUGUGUCUGGUUCGAUGUCGACUCCGAACUUUGUGUAAAGAGAGCUGAUGCGCGAACGAACCACCCCACGAUAGCGCCAGGGAGAGCGAAAAAGAUUGUUCAUUCUUUCACGAAAACUUUCGUAAAGCCGAGCAAGAAAGAAAAGUUUGCUUGCAUCGCGAGAGUAUCAUCGAGCGUCGCGGCUUCUGACCUUCUUCUAAGACUUGGUAGGCCCUUCAUUCACAAGUUUCCUCGAACAAGACAUCUUUACAACGCUGGCUCUGCGACUCGCGACGAUCUUAUUCUGACCUCUUCAGACGCCGUGGCCUUUCUUGACUCUUCCGACCCAUCAAUCUCUCUGACUAUUGAAGAGAAAGUCGAUGGCGCAAACCUCGGCAUCAGUCUUGAUUCUUCCGGCAACUUCAAAGUACAAAAUCGCUCGCAUUACGUCAACAGCAAAUCACACGCACAAUUCAAGAAGCUUGACAGAUGGUUGGAAGACCACUAUGAAGGCCUGAUCACCGUGCUGCAGGUAGAUGAACCUGGCAAGUGGAUUCUGUAUGGCGAGUGGCUGUUUGCCAAACAUUCCAUACAUUACACCAGCCUUCCGGACAUGUUUCUUGCUUUCGAUCUCUUUGACACGGAGCGCGGCACUUUUCUGAGCCGUGAGGCGUUGAGCGAAAGGCUGAAUGGGACAAACAUAUAUCAAGUCAACGAUCUCGAAGUACCCGAAACUCUGAAUGAGCAAUCAUUGCUAGACAUUGUACGCUCUCGACAGUCGAUCUACUACGACGGCAUUGUUGAAGGAGUAUAUCUCCGCCGGCAAAAAGACGGCAGGACUAUCGACCGUGCCAAAAUUGUCCGGUCGGAUUUCAUCACAGGAGACGAACAUUGGAAUCGAAGAGGCAUAACACCGAAUGUAGUUGCUUACGAAUGA
This is a messenger RNA of Aureobasidium pullulans EXF-150, 2646 nucleotides long. RefSeq lists its product as uncharacterized. The record is from RefSeq and is a predicted model, not a curated record. Bases 1 to 2646 code for a protein of 881 amino acids. Gene Ontology annotation, biological process: dephosphorylation. NCBI's taxonomy places the organism in Eukaryota, Fungi, Ascomycota, Dothideomycetes, Dothideales, Saccotheciaceae. The transcript is spliced from 3 exons. Gene Ontology annotation, molecular function: phosphatase activity.